This is a messenger RNA of Calliphora vicina (urban bluebottle blowfly), 2787 nucleotides long. It is a transcript of the gene red, whose product is annotated as LysM peptidoglycan-binding domain-containing protein red. The record is from RefSeq and is a predicted model, not a curated record. Bases 412 to 1395 code for a protein of 327 amino acids. The transcript is spliced from 4 exons. Lineage: Eukaryota; Metazoa; Arthropoda; Insecta; Diptera; Calliphoridae.
AUUCAACUAAUCCAACAAACGAACAGAGAGUCGACCAGGCAACAAAAUAAACCAAGCCAAGCCAACAUUACCACCAACCGUCAUCAUCAUCAUCAUCAACGCUUUUAACUAACAGUCUUUAUAUUGGAUUUUUUCGUUAAUAACUAGAAACAACACUAACACACGACUGACUCGCCAAUGUUAAAAGCCACAACAACAACUUGUUGUUAACCAACUUUGCUACAAAAACAAGAGUUCUUCCUCUUCUUUAGAAAAUCCAACAAAAGAAACUUCAAAUAAAAAAAGAAGAAAAAAGCGAAAUUUUGUGCUAAAAAUAUCAUUUUUAUAUACCUACCUUCUUAUACAUAUUUAUAUUUAUUUAUAUACAUAAAUAUAAUAUAGCAUAUAAACCACAACAAAAACAACAACAAAAUGGAUUACAUAGUAAAAGCAUACAAAGAUUGGAAACUGCAUUCACAGUUCCAUGAAAUUGUUCCCGAUAUGGAUGAUGAAUUUAUGUUCAAUGAAAAACAAUCAAUACGCGAAUCUGCACGUUCUCUAAAGAAAUACGGCAGCACUUGCUGUAAUCAUCAGAUACGCAACAAUGAGACCCUGGUGCGACAUGAUGUCGAGAAAACCGACACAUUACAGGGCAUUGCUCUAAAAUAUGGUUGCACUACUGAACAAAUACGCCGAGCUAAUCGUUUAUUUGCCUCAGACAGUUUGUUUUUACGUCAAUUUCUAUUAGUACCCGUUGAGAAAUCUUCCCCCUAUUAUCCGAAUGCUUCAACAAAUGAAAAUGAGAAUAAUUUACACAAUAUCAUGGAGAAUGUCGUUGUGAGCGGCGGCGAUCCUUUAAAUUGUACUUCAUCCUCAACCUUAUCCUCAGCCUCUGCCUCGUCGUCGUCCAUGUGUAGCGACAGUAAUCCACGUCCUGCCGCCUUACCCACCCGACCCUAUUCCAUAGCUGGCGAACUGUUAGUGCAGAGCAAUGACGAUGAAUCCACUUUGAGUAAUUGCAAUAAUGGCAAUAACAAACAAAGUAAAUCAUUGGAUUCGGUGGCUGCAGUAAUGACGCCCGAGGAAGAAAGCAGACGCAGUAUAAAUGAGUUUUUAAGCAAAAUUGAUAAUACAAUUUCAGAGUCACGCAAAUACGUGGAAAAGUCAAAAGAAACGAUCUCUAAUCAGACUGAUGAUGAUUUAUUUGUUGCCACCGAUGUUGUGCCCCGUCGACGUAAUAACAAUUUAAAUAAUUCCUAUAAAAAACAACAAAAUCAACAGCCUCAUCACAUACGCCACAGUUCGACUGGUAGUAAUUCCGAUACCGCCCAAUUGUUAAAUACAACACAAUUAAGAAAAGUUCAAAACUCUUUAAAAAAGUUAGAGAAACAACAAGAUGAUUUCUUUGAAUUGUAGCAUACUAGUACUAUUAAUAAGUUUACAAUCAACAAAAUUAACAAUAACAACAAUACUGAAAUUUUAAUAUUGUAAAUUAAAUACAAUUUUAAGCAGUUUAUUAUUACUAUUAUUAUUAUUUUACUUAAUUAAUUAUACUUAUACAAUUGUAUUGUUGUUUUUAUUUUUCAAAUAACAUAAUCAUAAUAUUAACUAAGUAGCUACAACAAACAACAAAUAUUUAGCACCAUUUCACCUACAGAUUAUGUACUCUAGGAACACAAACAAAACACCAAACAAACACUCACUACUUAAAUUGUAAUCGUUGGCGAUUUUUUUGAUUGUAAAUAAUCCAAUGAUUUAUUUUCAAUAUUUCUGCUAUAAUUUCUUUAUUUAUGACUUGAAAAAUGUUGACUGUGUUCUUUAUUGUUAUUAUUUGGAAUUUUUGUUUUGAUUUGAUAUCGCAAAAAAGAUUAUAAAUUUGAAAAAAAAUAAAAUAAAUAUUUGAUGGCAGUAUUUGUGGUUACAAAAUAAAAUAUGUAUAAAAGAGAAAAUGAAUUCUUAAAAAAAUGAAAAUCAAUUAAAUAAUAAAAGGUCUUCUUAUAUUAUUUAGCAAUAUGUGAUGUAAAGAACAGAAGAAAAAUUAUUGUAUAAACAUGUUAUAAACUUGACUUGCAGCUUUUUAUCUUUAAUUUUUUUCUUUUUAACAUUAUCCUAGUUUAAUUUAAUUUAAAUGUAUACCUAUAUAUAUAUUAUAUUAUAUUUUAGUUUUUUACUCUGUACUACUUUAGUUUAAACUUGUAAAAAUUUAAAUUCAACUUUCAUUCAAAUCCCUUUACAUUUCCUUUGUCAAAACUACAUGAGUACCUUUCAUAAUCAUUUUCACUUACUCUUUCCAUUUAUUAUCUUUUUUUUUAUUAAAUAAAGUAUUAAUUUUUAUUAUACACAUUACCCAACAGGCUUUUCUUUAAUUUUAUUAACAGUUUAGAUUUUGUUUAGAAUUUUAAUUUGACUGACAAAGUUUUGAAUUAUCUAUAAUAUAUGUAGUUAGUUUUAUAAACGUAAAUUCUUUACAAUCCAAUCUAAACGCACCAAAAUUUAUCUUUUAGGGAAAUUAUCUGUAUGUGUUAUUAUUGGUAUUUUGAUUUAAAAUUUGUUACUAUAAUUACUAAAAUAUUACUUAAUGGUCGUGAAGGAAAAAGAGUUUUUUUUUGAAAAAAAAAACAACUAAUGGGAUGGAUAUUUUAAUAAAAUUAUGUAUGUACUGGCAUUAUUUAUCUACAAUAAUGUAGUGUAUUCUUGAAAAUGCUCCACCUCCUACUUAUCUGUUGAAUGUUAAAUAUGUGAAUGUAUAUUUUAUAAUAUAUACUUAAAAUAUUUAAUAAAAUGCAUACAAAAUUAUACGUAAAUUAU